AUGCUCGCUCUUCGGCCAAGCAGGGACGUGGAACUUCUUCACGUUCCUGCCUCAAUGCCGCUGGCAGGUAUCACGGCUCGUAGCCAUCUCAGCAUCGGGUUUGGAGACGUCUCGAUCUCAGAGCCCAGAUUACACCACGAGCCUACCGAGCCGAAGGCGCCUUAUGAGUUUGGCAAUGACAACAACGCAGAAGACUUUGGUCCGCAGGACUACAAUGGCGAAGCAGCGAGGGUUGGCGAUGCUGGAGAACAAACGGUGGUCCCCCGAGACUCCCAGAAGAUUGGACGCUUGCUGUCAUUUUCUAUAAUUCCAGCCGAGCGCUGCCGUUCGGGCUAUCUUUUUGACUGCCGCAAGAACAUGGAGAUCGUGGCCGGCAACUGGCAGCUCGAGCGUCUCUGGGAGAUUGUUAAUCGCUUCAGAGAUCAAGCAGCCAAUGAUGGCAUGAUGCACGGCGGUCUGGAUCUCAGUUUCAUCGGCGUAGCUGGCCUAUGGUCUGAGAAUACUGGAAUUAACCCACUCCGACGGCUGACUGCUUCGUCUGCCAAGCCUGGAAACGCCAUCGUCGGCCUCAACAGAGCGAAGUACAUACCCGCUUUCGAAGGCGAACGGACGAGCUUUCCCGAACACCGGCAGCUUUGCCUGGCAGCUUGCGGAUGGAAGUUCACGGUCGACUCGCUUGAAGCUGAAUGCCAGGAACUCAUCGAGCGAGGACUGUACUACCAGGCGAUCGUGCAAGCCGCGCUUCACGACUAUGGACACAUCGCUCUCAAUCUGUUGCGGUCUCUGAUCAGAUCUCGGACCAUCCAGAACAUCGGGCUUGGAGCUCUUCUCGCUUCCGACAACAUCAACGAGGAGCAGCGGGAGAUGUGCCAAUGGAUGGCUGCAGACACUGAUGAUCCUGCGCUCAAGGCAUUGCUUGCGUUUUUGAUUUCCGGCAACUGGCGAGACGUGAUGAAGACGAACUACCUCCAUCUCGGCUACCGACUUGCUUUGGGCCUCAAGUACCUCAACGACACAGAACUCAGCGGCUUCAUUCAGAGCGAGACCGCGCGUGCUGUCAGAAAUGGAGAUCUCGAAGGCAUCCUUUUGACCGGCCUAGGCGAGCAGGCUGUGGACCUCUUCCAGACCUACAUCACCCGAACAAAUGACCUCCAAACCGCAGUGCUGGCGACAGCAUUCACGAACCCGCUGUAUGUCGACGACGUCAGAUGGGAGAUGUGGAAGGAGACGUACUUCGAGCAGAUGCAAGCCUGGAAAUGUUUCAUCCCACGCACCAAAUUCACCGUCCAGCACAAUCGUAUGGCGAAGACGAGGGAAGGUACCAGCUUGAUCAAGCCGCCUGAAGCACAAGUCACCCUUCGCUGUCUGCAUUGCCAAAGCAAUCUCGCGAGAAACGACGGCAGAUACCUCACCGGCCAGCCUCCACCAUCCACCACAGGACCGCCGAUGCCGAACGCUGUCAGGGUCGCCGGGCCGCCUGCAAAUGCUAGGACGGUGUGUCCUACUUGCGGCAGACACAUGCCUCGCUGUGGACUGUGUCAGAUGUGGCUGGGGACGUCGAAUCCUUCUACUGUUGGAGGAGCGAGAGAGUUGAGUAAGAUGGAUGAUAUCAUGGCGAAGCUUGUCUCGUUCUCGCAGACUCUCCCGCCUGACCAGAGGCCAAGCUACCUGGAAGGCGGACUAAUCCCAGAUGUGGAAGAGUAUGGCGACAACCCAGUCAUCAUCCGCCUCUCCGACGAAGAACGAAUCUCCGGCAAGACCAACCCAGGAACGAUCCAACAACUGCUCACAUACUUCCACCGCGAUGGCUUUGUCGUGCUGGAGAACGCCAUCGACGAGGAGCUCGUGGACAACUUGUACAAGAAGAUGUGCGAGGAGAACGAGACCUAUCUCCAGAAGAAGUUCAUGCAGUGGAACCAAGGCGCCGCCACCAAGAAUGUUAGCCAAAUCCCCCCUGUUACGCCGGACUGGCUGGACAAGGACGUCUACGCCAAUCCGCACAUGAUGCGAGUGGUUGAGAAUGUGCUUGGACCUGAACCGGAGAUCCGCUUCCUCAACGCCAACGUGGCUGUCCCAGGAGCAACAGGACGUCAGGCAGUCCACUCUGAUGUCAAUCACCGCUUCCCAUCGAUCCCGUUUGGCAUCGUCAUCAACACGUACCUCCAGGACUCCAGUGAAUCCAACGGCGUGACCGAGGUGUGGUGUGGCACCCACGAUCGCUACGAACGAGAUGAUCAACAAGCCCACAAGGAGAGCGGUUGGAUCAGCAAGGACUACAUCCAGAAGCGAGCGAAGGAACGGCGACCCGUGCAGCCGACGGUGAAGAAAGGUUCGAUCUGCUUCCGAGACCUUCGGCUCUGGCACGCAGGCAUGCCCAAUACGAGCGAUCAUCACCGGAUCAUGUUGGCGAUCGACUACUUCGCCCAGUGGUACCAGUGUCCGAUGAAGCUGAGGCUGCCGUCAGCGUCGAAACAGACGGUGGAGUCUUGGGGAAUCUCGACUGCUGGAAUCGAGUGGGUGGAUGGAGAGUUUGAUCAUCUGGAGCAGCCUUUCUACCUCAAUAUGACGCAGGACCCGAAGAUGUAUAUCAAGCAGACGCCGCAAGGCGUGGAGGAUUGGAGGGCAAGGGAGACGGGGAAGUUUGAGUUUGACGGAGGAGUGGUGAGCGAAGAGAAUUACUGGACUGAGGAGUAG
Molecule: messenger RNA, 2694 nt
Organism: Saxophila tyrrhenica
Lineage: Eukaryota; Fungi; Ascomycota; Dothideomycetes; Mycosphaerellales; Extremaceae
Exons: 3
Coding region: 1-2694 (897 amino acids)
Biological process (GO): positive regulation of TORC1 signaling
Cellular component (GO): cytoplasm
Source: RefSeq, a predicted model, not a curated record